Molecule: messenger RNA, 3277 nt
Organism: Brienomyrus brachyistius
Lineage: Eukaryota; Metazoa; Chordata; Actinopteri; Osteoglossiformes; Mormyridae
Product: ral guanine nucleotide dissociation stimulator-like 1
Exons: 18
Coding region: 306-2678 (790 amino acids)
Biological process (GO): positive regulation of GTPase activity; Ras protein signal transduction
Cellular component (GO): plasma membrane
Molecular function (GO): guanyl-nucleotide exchange factor activity
Source: RefSeq, a predicted model, not a curated record
UACAACAGACAACCCCCACCCACAGAGAGAGAGAGAGAGAGAGAGAGAGAGAAUGAGUGAGUAAGUUAAGCAGAGAAGGGGAGUAAUCUCAGAGCAGUGUCCAGAAACUGACUUGCGGUGCCAGGGGACUCCAGGGUGAACAGGCAGCAGAACCAGGAGCCACAGAGGGAUCGGGCCUGAGCUGGCGGAACUGACACGUCAGCUAGCCCACCGCUAAGAGCAGCGGGAGCAGGGAGGCAGAGCAGGCGGCAGGAGCAAACGACGGAGACAAGCUGAAGUAUGGCCCCUAGGGCCGGUCACCCACGAUGGGGCGCACCAUGACACCCCCGGCUACCCGUGCCAUGGUGUCGCUGCUGCCCUGGGCCCCAGCCCCGCACAGCUUGGAACUGGACAUCGCUCUGCUUGGGGAGGAAGGCGGCGUGGCCCUGCAACGGUACCAACCACGCUCCCCAGACAGCGGCCCCCGCAACUGGAGCUCCGUGCAGGACUGGGGGGAGGAGGUGGAGGAGGGGGCCAUUUACAGCGUGACUUUGAAGAGGGUCCAGAUCCAGCAGGCGGCCAACAAGGGAGCGAGGUGGCUGGGGGUGGAGGGGGACAGGCUGCCCCCUGGUCACACAGUUAGCCAGCUGGAGACGUGUAAGAUCCGCAGCAUCCGGGCUGGAACCCUGGAGCGGCUGGUGGAGACGCUGCUCACUGCGUUCGGCGACAACGACCUCACCUACACCAGCAUCUUCCUGUCUACAUACCGCGCCUUUGCCACCACGGGGGACGUGCUGCGGCUGCUGAUCCAGAAGUUUGAGAGCAUGGAAAACAAUGGUGAUAAUGACUGCAGGGAGGCAGUACGGAACGCCUUGGCCUCCACCCUGCGCGCCUGGCUGGAUCAGUGUCCGGAGGACUUCCAAGAGCCACCGGCGCACCCUAGCCUGCGACAACUGCUUGCCUUCCUGCAGAGGACGCUACCGGGGUCUGAACCAUUGCGCCGGGCCCAGGGUCUGCUGGAACAGCUGGAGGCCCAAAGGGACCAGGAACCUGAGUGUGAAAGUGGUUUCCUUGGAAACAGCUUUUAUGGCCCAGAGGUGGAUGAGACAGCGGAGAUGGAGGACUUCCUGACAUUCAGUGCUCACCUGGUAGCUGAGCAGCUCACUUACAUGGAUGCGGAAUUGUUCAAGAAGGUGGUUCCUCACCACUGCCUGGGGUCUGUCUGGUCCAGGCGUGAUAAGCAGCAGGGCAAGCACAGGGUGGCCUCCAUCCGUGCCACCAUCACACAGUUCAACGCCGUGGCCGCCUGCGUGGUCAGCACCAUGCUGUGCCAGCGGCAGCUCCGCCCCCAGCAGCGGGCACGCAUCAUCCAGCGCUGGAUUGACGUAGCCCAGGAGUGCCGCAUCCGCAAGAAUUUCUCCUCCCUGCAUGCCAUUGUCUCCGCCCUGCAGUGCAACCCCCUGUACCGCCUGAAGAGGACGUGGUCCUGUGUGCCCAAAGACAGCAUGCAGAUCUUUGAGGAGCUGUCUGACAUCUUCUCAGACCACAACAACUACCUGACCAGCCGAGAGCUCUUAAUGCGGGAAGGCACCUCCAAGUUCGCCAGCCUGGGCAGCUGUGUGAAGGAGCAUCAGAAACGCAACCAGAAGCGACUGCAGCUACAAAAGGACACAGGUGCCACACAAGGAACAAUCCCAUACCUCGGCACAUUCCUGACAGACCUCACCAUGCUGGACACUGCCCUGCCAGACCUGCUGGAGGGAGGCCUGAUAAACUUCGAGAAGAGGCGCAGGGAGUUUGAAGUCAUUGCACAGAUCAAGCUGCUCCAGUCAUCCUGCAACACCUACUGUCUAACCCCAGACUACGGCUUCCUGCGCUGGUUCCGUAAUCAGCCCCAGUACACAGAGGAGGAAAGCUACACACUGUCCUGUGAGAUCGAGGGAUUUGGGGACAGCAGUCCGACAUCACCCAAGCCCCGGCAGAGCAUGGCGAAGAGGCUAAGUCUACUAUUCCUGGGUCCGGACGCCAUGGGUGUGACCUCCCUGGGGAGAGACUGCCCUCGAACCUCCCCUGCUGGUAGCUCAGGGGAGAGCAUGGACUCAGUCAGCAUGUCAUCCAGCGACUCUGGCCCGUGUGACAGCGACGGGGUCUCAGUGACUCACACUUCCAGCCCGGCUUGUGAGACGUCUCCUUCCUGUUCUUCUCUCCACUGGGUGGAGCAGCCUUCAUCAGCGCCUACUGUUCCCAGCGCACCUUGCUAUUCCUCACUGCCCUGUCACUGCACCUUCACCAGCACGGCCAACCUGCCCCCCCUGUACAACACACAAACUCAGGAUGCCUGUAUCAUCCGGGUCAGCGUGGAACACAGCAACGGAAACCUCUACAAGAGUAUCCUGCUGACUAGUCAGGACAAGACGCCUGCUGUCAUCUCCCGAGCCAUGACCAAGCACCACCUGGAGGGCGCGCCACCUGAAAGCUAUGAGUUGGUGCAAGUCAUGUCUGAGGAAAAAGAGCUGGUAAUACCUGACAACGGCAACGUCUUCUACGCCAUGAGCACCUCCGCCAAUUUCGACUUCCUGCUCCGCCCGCGCGCUGCCGCCUGCAAGCCAGUCCGUCCGCACAGACACUGCAGCACCACCUUCGCACCGGCAGAACUGCCCAACAGCCUACCGCAGAGGCGGAGCAAGGUCGCGUUGUGACCUCUGACCUCGAGAGUCAGGACGGGGCCCAGGAGGCGGAGCGCUCAAGGCUGAAGUAAGCAGAGACACCUGGAUACUGCUUGUGCAGAUAUGUGUGCCUGCAAUAGGCCUGACUGCUUGGAUUUGCAGGGCGGUAUAGCUAGCGUCUAUUUUCCAGGGAAACAAAACAGGAACGUUGCUUCACUCUCAGUACCUUCAUUCCUACUGACAGCUAGUAUAUGGAAACAGUGAGGAUAGCCCUCACAGUGUCACCAAACUGUCACUGAUGACAGAGAAGAGAGCGCCCAUCGUUGUGAGGUGUGUGAUGAACCUUGCAUGUUCUGGUUCUGAUUGGCCCUGACCGUAUGCCCACUCUGUUCUGAUUGGUAGGUUCACCAACUCAACUAGGCGUAGCUGGCCAAAAACACAGCCCUGUUCUACCGAGUGAGUUAUUCACCAGUGGUUGGGCCGACACAGAUAAGAUUCCAGGAAUGGAGGAGUUUUCAAUUAAUAUAGUGCGACAGAUCUUUCAGUGCAUUUCUGUACCUUUUGCAUGUACCGGUUUCCAACAAUAAAAUUGUAGAAAAAAAGAAUUCAGAAGAGGGAUAUGAAAGAACUGA